Nomia melanderi (Alkali bee) is the source of this 7357-nucleotide messenger RNA. RefSeq names its product DNA polymerase epsilon catalytic subunit 1 (gene DNApol-epsilon255). The record is from RefSeq and is a predicted model, not a curated record. Gene Ontology annotation, molecular function: DNA binding; DNA-directed DNA polymerase activity; zinc ion binding. Gene Ontology annotation, cellular component: nucleus; epsilon DNA polymerase complex. Gene Ontology annotation, biological process: nucleotide-excision repair, DNA gap filling; DNA replication proofreading; DNA replication. NCBI's taxonomy places the organism in Eukaryota, Metazoa, Arthropoda, Insecta, Hymenoptera, Halictidae.
AUUUAUAUGAUAUAACAAUUUUUUAUAAUAAAAAGAAUAAUCUUUUAUCUUAUUUUCGUCUUAUAACAUUUUUAUGCAAAUAUUAUUGAACAUUUACUAUAUGAACGUCUUGUAGAUUCGCAAUCUAACUGUAUACAUCUAGUAUGGGCGGGCAAAUUACAACCUGUACGCAUAGUGUUCGAAUCUUUCAGUGCCUUCACAAAUAACACAUCUAGUUUUUAUUUAUGUUAUAAUAAUAUUUUUAUCAACAGUAUUAAAAGAAUAAUUUCAAUUCCUAUUUAAGCAACUGACGAUUGUAGAAUAUGACAAGUUUACAAAACACAGGAAGAUACAGGGUUGAUAGGUCUAAUUUCAAGAAUGAUCAAAAUCAAGAGGGAAAUUCAUCAGGAGAGACUUCAGGAGGAAGGCUAAAUGAAGCCAAUGAGAAUAUUAGAGUAGAUGGACUAUAUGGAUUUCACAGGGUAACUGAUACAAAAGAAAGGACAGGAUUCCUUAUUAAUAUGCAUGCAACAGAAAUCAUAGAGGAAGAUAAAAGAUUAAUUAGUGGAGUAGAUUAUUAUUUUCUCCAAGAAGACUGCGGUAGAUUUAAGAUUUCUUAUCCAUUCUGUCCAUAUUUUUAUAUUUUAUGUAAAAAGGAUACCUAUGCAGAAGUUUCUACUGGUUUAAAUAAAAAAUAUAGUGGAAUUAUACACAAAAUCGAAUCAGUCUACAAAGAAGAUCUUGAUUUGCCUAAUCAUUUAAUUGGUUUAAAACAAAAGUACUUGAAAUUGUCCUUUAUCAACACGGUAGAUUUGACUGUAGUGAGACGUGAUGUAAUGAAAGCUGUGAAAGUUAAUAAAGAGAGAGAAAAGAGCCAUACCUAUUAUAGAGAUAUGUUAUCAAGUGUCCUGAAUAAAAAUUUUGGAACUGGAGAUUUUGCACAGCAGACCAUUGAUUUUGCAGAUAAUAUUCUUGAUAUUAGGGAAUAUGAUGUACCACAUCAUGUAAGAGUAUCUAUAGACAUGAAAAUCUUUUGUGGGAGUUGGUAUUCUGUAAGGACAAGAGGAAAUGAUGUGCCAAUUAUAACUAAGAGAGAAGAUAUAAUUGUGCCACCUGAGCCAAUUGUGCUAGCAUAUGAUAUUGAAACUACAAAGCUUCCUCUGAAGUUUCCAGAUGCUAAUACUGAUCAGAUCAUGAUGAUAUCAUAUAUGAUCGAUGGACAAGGAUACUUGAUAACAAAUAGAGAAAUCAUUUCAAGUGAUAUUGAAGACUUUGAAUAUACCCCAAAACCAGAAUUCGAGGGAUACUUCGUUGUUUUUAACGAGCCUAACGAGAAAGCUACAAUAAAAAGAUUUUUUGAUCACAUAAAUGAAGUUCGGCCCCAUAUAUUCGUGACAUAUAACGGUGAUUUCUUUGAUUGGCCAUUUGUAGAAACUAGAGCAGCUUUUCAUAAUAUGGAAAUGAAAGACAGAAUUGGUUUUUCCAAAAAUCGUGAGGGAAUUUAUUGCAGUAGACCGGCAAUGCAUAUGGACUGCUUAUGUUGGGUAAGACGUGAUUCAUACUUACCUGUAGGCUCUCAAAAUUUGAAAGCUGUUGCAAAAGCGAAACUUAGGUAUGAUCCAGUGGAACUGGAUCCUGAAGAUAUGUGCAGAUUAGCUUCUGAAGAACCACAGACUCUUGCAAAUUAUUCAGUUUCUGACGCAGUUGCAACAUACUAUCUUUAUUAUAAAUAUGUACAUCCUUUCAUAUUUGCAUUGUGCACUAUCAUUCCUAUGGAACCAGAUGAAAUACUCAGGAAGGGAUCUGGAACAUUAUGUGAAUCUCUUUUAAUGGUCGAAGCUUUUCAAGCCACAAUUAUAUUCCCUAACAAACAAGAAGCAGAGCUAAGCAAGUUCACAAAGGAUGGUCAUUUACUGGAUCAAGAAACCUAUGUUGGAGGCCAUGUAGAAGCUCUUGAAUCUGGUGUUUUCAGAGCUGAUAUACCUUGCCGUUUCAAAAUAGUCCCAAGCGCAGUGGAUGAAUUAAUAAACGGCGUUGAAAAUGCUUUAAAACACGCUUUGGAAGAAGAAGAAAAAGUUCCAAUGGAAAUGGUUACAAAUUUUGAUGAGGUAGCUCAAGAAAUUAAGGUGAAACUAGAAUCCUUAAGAAAUCAGCCUCUCAGAUUAGAAAACCCCGUGAUUUACCACUUAGACGUCGGUGCCAUGUAUCCAAACAUUAUUUUAACUAAUCGUCUUCAACCGUCUGCAAUGGUAGAUGAAACCGUUUGUGCAGCAUGUGACUAUAACGUGUCAGGAGCUCGUUGUCAAAGAAACAUGCAGUGGAUGUGGAGAGGCGAAUAUUUGGCUGCGAGCUUAAGCGAAUACCAAAGGAUGCAGCAACAACUCGAAACUGAGAAAUUUCCUCCACAAUUUCCUGGUGGUACUCGGCGAGCCUAUCACGAAUUAUCUAAACAAGAACAAGCUGCAUACGAGAAAAAAAGACUUACGGAAUAUUGUAAAAAGGCUUACAAGAAAGUUAAAGUAACAAGAAUGGAGGAGAGGACACAAACAAUUUGCCAGAAAGAGAAUUCCUUUUAUGUCGAUACCGUUAGGGCAUUCAGGGAUAGAAGAUACGAAUAUAAAGCACUCACUAAAGUUGCCAAACAACAAGUUGCAGCAGCAGUAGCAAAGGGAGAUGCGGGUGAUAUUAAAUCUGCUAAAAGUCGAGAAGUACUAUAUGAUUCGUUGCAACUUGCCCAUAAAUGUAUUUUAAAUUCCUUCUACGGUUACGUCAUGAGAAAAGGGUCUCGAUGGUUUAGUAUGGAAAUGGGAGGUAUAGUAUGUUACACGGGAGCACACAUUAUUAUGAAAGCUAGAGAAAUUAUAGAGAAAGUUGGACGACCCCUGGAAUUGGAUACUGAUGGAAUUUGGUGCGUUCUACCCGCUUCUUUUCCGGACAACGUAAUUGUGCACACCACUCAUCCAAAGAAGUCGAGGCUUACAAUAUCUUAUCCCAAUGCUGUUCUCAAUUUUAUGGUGAAAGACCAAUUUACUAAUGACGCGUAUCAUGAACUUGUCGAUGCCGAAAAUCUUACUUACAAAAUUAGAAGUGAGAAUUCUAUAUUUUUUGAGGUAGAUGGCCCAUACUUAGCUAUGGUAUUACCUGCUGCGAAGGAAGAAGGAAAGAAAUUGAAAAAACGUUAUGCCGUCUUUAACUUCGAUGGUUCUUUGGCUGAACUGAAAGGGUUUGAAGUGAAGAGGAGAGGGGAACUUCAAUUGAUUAAAAUUUUCCAAACUUCCGUCUUCGAAUCUUUUCUGAAAGGGAGCACGCUGGAGGAAUGCUAUGCGUCUGUGGCUAAAGUCGCAGAUUAUUGGUUAGAUAUUCUGUAUAACAAAUGUACAGACAUGUCAGAUACGGAAUUGUUUGAACUGAUAUCCGAAAACAAAUCCAUGUCACGUAAGUUAGAAGAUUACGGAGAACAAAAAUCUACAUCUAUAUCAACCGCUAAAAGAUUGGCUGAAUUCUUGGGUGAUCAAAUGGUGAAAGAUGCUGGGCUUGCAUGUAAAUAUAUUAUUAGUAAUAAACCCCAGGGUGCACCAGUCACUGAACGAGCAAUACCACUGGCAAUUUUUCAAUCAGAACCAACAAUCAGAAGACAUUAUUUACGCAAGUGGCUGAAAGAUCCUACCAUACAGACUGACGAUAUAAGACAAAUUCUGGACUGGGGUUAUUACAUAGAACGGCUUGGAAAUGCUAUCCAGAAGAUCAUUACCAUUCCAGCAGCUAUGCAAGGAGUGUCUAAUCCUGUACCUAGAGUAAAGCAUCCGGACUGGUUGCAUAAAAGAGUAAUGGAGAAGAGCGCGACGCACAGGCAGAAAAAGAUUAGUGAUAUAUUUUCUGUAGUACCAAGAGAACAAGUAAAAGAUGAUGACGAUGAAGAUAAUGAUAAAGAUGAAGAAGCAGGUCCGUCUGAACCUCGGGACAUCGAAGAUCUAGCAGAUGGAGAUCAGCCGUUUAAGCGGCCGAUACCAGUAGUUCAUAAAAGGAAGAGGCAAUUGGAGUCCGAGGAAGAGGAAGACAAAAACAAAAGCUGGAAGGAAGUUUUAGGCUCACCACCGCCAAUGGGAACGACAAAGGAAGAGAAACUUAAAUGGCUGGAGUUCCACAAACAGAAAUGGGCCUAUCAAGCGAAACAAAGGGCCGAACAUCAGAAGAGUAAAAAGAGUAAACGGUCUGCGAACGACAGGGAUGAAGUAAGUUGGGGUGUUGCGAGGAAUGACAAUACAAUCACUUUAGGUGGUUUCCUAAGACGAGCACAAAAGAAAUUGCUUACCUCGAUAUGGCAAAUUAUUCAAAUAUCCCCAACCAAUGACCCGGGUUUAUUCAGAUUGUGGGUAUUGGUUGACCAAGAGCUUCACCAAUUACGUCUUGUAAUACCUCGCAUAUUUUAUGUGAAUACGCGUAUACCAAAACCUGAUCCAGAACCGGGUACAAAGGUAUCCUGGACAAAAAGUUCUAAAGUUCUACCUCGAUCGCGGCCUGUAUGUCAUCUGUACCGGUACUCUGUCCCAGAAGCGCAAUUUCAAAAGCAUAGCCAAGAAUUGCUGAUAGAUUUAAGCAAACCGGAGAUCGAAGGAAUCUACGAGUUACAAACGCCACUAGAGUUCAGAGCUGUUGUUCAAUUAGGAUGCGUUUGUGCAGUAGAUCCCAAGGCUGCUCGAAACAUGGUUGACGGUGCAGAUACUUUUACUUUAGAGCAACUUGAAUUCAAGACUAUUGCUGCACAACCAUAUCUUAAGGAUGUCCAUGCAAUUAAUUAUGUUUUUCUGUAUCACCAUUGGAGUUCCAAUCAUCAAAGAGCGAUUUGGGCACUUUUCCUGAAUGCUAGCAAAAGAGCUCAUAUUUUCGUCUUAGAUUCAGUUUCGUCGAAUCAAAUGCCUAAUUUGAAUGCAUUGUACGGUCAAGAACGAAGUACAGUUGUGUCCAUGCACGGAGAAGACAAAGUAAAAAGUUUACCGGAAUCGAUACAGUUUGUUACACGAUUUGAAACAAAUUUCCAACAAGUUUGUCGGAUUUUGCAAGCAGCCGUAACAGCGUAUAAGAAUGAGGGGCAUGGCGCAACGAUAUUCAUUACUCAAACUGCUCUAGACAAACGAGCAUUAACGACUCAUAUGCCAUUACUCAAUGAUUUCCCAUUAAUUAGCACCCAUGUCCAAGAUAUUGAGAAUUUAUAUAAUACAAUAGAGUGGCAGAAGGUAGGCGCAAAGAUAAUGAUGCGUCAUUAUUUCAAGAGUCAACAAAUCAUUGAACUGAUGUCAGAACAGUGUCGGUAUUUUCAUGCACCUAUUGGAAACAUUCCUGCCGAUCCCACGAUCUUUGGCGCUGAUUUGUUUUAUGCUAGACACUUGCAGAAAAAUAACUUUGUGUUGUGGUGUUCUACGACAGAGAAACCAGAUUUAGGAGGUAGUGAAAACGAUGAUAACAGAUUGUUGACCGACUUCGAGGAAAGUUCCCAUUGCGCUGCGAACAGUCCUGGCACCUAUUCUAGCGUAUGUAUUGAAUUGGAAAUAGAAAGUUUGGCUGUGAAUACCUUGUUACAAUAUCAUCAUAUUCAUGACAUUGAUGGAACAAGUUCUUUCGUUGCGUUUCACAAUCAACAUGUGGCAACUGUUCAAGAACUGGCAACAGGUGAUCCUAUGGCAGGUAUAAUUCCCAGCUAUGACGAGACUGUACUUUGUAGCCCUGCCUUCAGAACACUGAGAAGUAUGGUCAAUGCUUGGCUAUUGGAUGUUUCAGUUUACAAAAACGUAUUUGCAGAUUAUCAAAUUAUUCAUUUCUAUAGAUGGUUGCAUUCACCAAAUGCGCUGCUUUAUGAUCCCGCAUUAAGAAGAACUCUGCAUAGUUAUAUGAAAAAACUAUUUAUACAGUUAUUAGCUGAAUUUAAAACAUUAGGUUCCAUUGUUAUUUUCGCAAAUUUUAAUAAAAUUAUCGUAUGCACUAAGAAGAGAACAGUUAGCGAUGCCUUUGGUUACAUGGAAUUCGUUGUCCAAACAAUACGUAAUAAAGAAAUCUUUCAUAGUAUUGAAAUCACCUUUGAACAAUGUUGGCAAUAUUUAAUAUGGCUUGAUGUUCAUAAUCAUGCUGGCGUGAAAGGGAAGUUAUCAAAAGAUAUAGACAAAAAUAUUGAAUCAAAUACUCUCGAUGACGAGAAUGAGGAUGAAGAUGAUGAUUCACCUGAGAUAAUAAUGAAAUGGAAUUUAAUGGAAUGUCUACCAAAAGAAGCUGCAUGUCAAUCGAGCUUUAGUGCUGCAAUAGCGGGAUACAUAAACGCGAUUUAUCAAUUCAUGGUUGAAAAUGAACAGCUGAAUUGUACAAUAAGACCUAACAGAAGAGUUACUAGUUUCAGUCAAAGUUUAUCGGGGCAAUUAGGAUUGGGAGCAUUUGAAAACACUGCGGAUUUUGCUAAGAAGCUUAUAUCAGGAGAUAUGUCUCAAAAACUUUUCCUAAUUGUACAGAAAGUAUACAAAAAACUUCCUCAGAAAGAAUUAACUAUUGAAGAAUAUCCAAACCUGGAUUUAGAUGGUAAAGACAGUAAAAAAAUUAAUCCAGCACUAGAAUUGAUUAAAGCAGUUUGUAAGGUUUUAUCAUUGGACAAAGAGAUUGAUAAUGAAGUGUAUACUUUGCAAACUAAUAUGUUACGAUUGAUCAAAGUUAGUAGUUUCAGUGAUGCAGUUGAAUGGAAAGAUCCAUGUAUUUCUUUAAUUUUACCAGAAAUUAUUUGUAAAGCAUGUAAUCAUACAAGAGACAUUGAUCUUUGUAAAGAUACUUAUUGUGUUAUGGAGAAUAACAGAUAUCUGUGGAAAUGUCCUCUUUGUAAAAUGAGCUAUGAUAACGAAGAAAUAGAAUUUCUUCUGACAGAUAUAUUAAACCGUAAAAGUAUGGCUUACAUGUUACAAGAUUUGCAAUGUAAUAGGUGUAAAGAAAUUAAAAAAGAAAAUAUGAACGACCGCUGUUCCUGUUCUGGGGAUUUUAAGACUUUAAUUUCUAGAACAGAAAUGGAAAAGUUUGCUAAGAUAUGUAAAUCUAUAGCUAGAAAGUGUAACAUGGAAACAUUAAUGGAAAUAAUUGAGAACACAAAACUUUUUAUACCUGCUAAAUAGGUUUGAAAUUAUAUAUUUUUGUAUUAUAAAUGAAUUGUAAAUUAUAUCUACUUAUCUCCUAUUCAAGUAUGUUCAACAUGAAUAUGUAUUUGAGAAAAAUGGAAUUUAAUAUACUUACAUUUACAACUUCACAUGUAUAUGUAUUUUUACAAUUGAAUAUUAAUAUUAAAUGUUACAAUUACAACUGUUCUAAAUGUAUACUUUUACAUAAUUUAUAUUCACAGACUUACUUUUGUAUA